AUGCAACUUCAAAGCCUUCAAAAACCCUUCUCUUUCUACAACAAUCCGGGGCCGUGGCCAAAGCUGCAUCCCUUGCAGGAAAAGAUCAUGAUCCAGAGCCUGCAAUCUAUGAAUCAAAGUAGCCCUACAGCUCUGUGGCAAGGACAGAAUAUUGACUUGCAUGAGCCACCCACUGCUGCUAUAGCUCAAGAGGCUCUUGGGAAAAUGAGCAUGCCAAAGGUAAACGAAUUGGAGAAUUCUUUCAUCGUUGGGAACAAUAUUACAGCAGAUGGUAUAGAACAGUCUAAUAUUGCAGGAAGGGAAGUUUCAGGCUUCCAAGCUGAACUUGAUGACUUUCUUAACAACAAAACUGUGGCUUUUGUGCCGCAGGAAGAUCAGAUUACUGAAUUUGAUUGCUUCCAAGAGAUGAAUGGUUCAAAGGAUGACAGUGUGAUUUGGUGGUCUAAUGACUUUGAGACAAAAUCAGCAUCCUCAAACUCUUGGGACUCCACUUCUGUUCUUCAGUCUGAGCAGAUGUUUCAAGAUUAUGGACUAGGUUACAAUAUGUAG
Messenger RNA from Corylus avellana, 549 nucleotides. RefSeq names its product transcription factor MYB36-like. NCBI's taxonomy places the organism in Eukaryota, Viridiplantae, Streptophyta, Magnoliopsida, Fagales, Betulaceae. The record is from RefSeq and is a predicted model, not a curated record.